CCCCUUCCUCCCCGGGGGGUGUGGGGGGGGAACUGCCUGCCCGCCUGCCCGCCCCCACAGACACUCAUGGUUCAGUGCCCCCCAGGCCCCCACCUGCCCCCAGCAUCCACCGCGCGGCCAAGCUGGGUGCCCCGGGGAGUCUGGCCGCCAUGCCACCUCCUCUUCUCCUCUUCUUCCUCCUCUUCCUCACCCCUGAGGGAGUCAGGCCCCAGAAAACACUGCUGGUGGAGGCUAAAGAGGGAGGCAAAGCUGAGCUGCCAUGCCUCAAAGGUCCCUCAGAUGGUCCCCCUGAGCAGCAGGCCUGGUUUCAGGGGGCUCAGUCAGAGCUGGACCCAGGUUCACAAGGCCUGGGCAUCCAGAAGGGGCCCCUGGGCCUCCAGCUCCUCAUCUUCAACGUCUCUGACCAGAUGGGGGGCUUCUACGUGUGCCAGCUGGGGCCCCCUUCUGAGCAGGCCUGGCAGUCUGGCUGGACAGUCAGCGUGGAGGGCAGCGGGGAGCUGUUCCGCUGGAAUGCUUCAUACCUAAAUGACCCAGGCUGUGGCCUGGGGAACAGGUCCUCAGAGGGCCCCAAGCCCUCUUCUGGUUACCCCACAAGCUCCCAGCUGUACGUGUGGGCCAAAGGCCACCCUGAGAUCUGGGAGACAGACCCUGACUGUGCCUCGCCCAGGGGCGGUCUGAACCAGAGCCUCAACCAAGCCUUGGCUCUCCCUGCCCCAGACGUCACCGUGGCCCCUGGCUCCACAUUCUGGCUGCCCUGUGAGGUGCCCCCUGCCUCCGUGGCCAGAGGCCCCAUCUCCUGGACCCUCGUCCGCCCCAAGAAGCAUAACAUCUCAUUGCUGCACUUAAACCUGAGGGAGGAUGCCCCGGUCAGAGAGAUGUGGGUCCUAGACACCCUCAGGGGAGGGGCUGUUCUGUUGCUGCCCCAGGCGACCGCUCAAGAUGCCGGCACCUAUCAUUGUUACCAUGGCAACAUGACCAUCGAGAUGCAGCUGAAGGUCACUGCCCAGUCAGUAAGACACUGGCUGCUGGAGGCUGGUGGCUGGAAAGUCCCUGUUGUGCCAUUACUUUAUCUGAUCAUCUGCCUGGGUUCCCUGGUGAGCUUUGUUCAUCUUCGAAGAGCCCUGAUCCUCAGGAAGAAAAGAAAGCGAAUGACCGAUCCCACCAGAAGGUUCUUCAAAGUGACGCCUUCCCCGGGAAGCGGGGCCCAGAAUCAGUACGGGAACGUGCUCUCCCUUCCCACGCCCACCUCUGGGACGGGACGCGCCCUAAGGUGGGCUGCAGGCCUGGGGGCCGCCGUCCAGUCGCACGGGAACCCGCGCAGCGACGUACAGGAGGUCGGAGCCGCGGGGCCCCGGAGCCCGCCACCAGCAGGCCCAGAAGAAGAGGAAGGAGAAGCCUAUGAAGAGCCGGACAGUGAGGAGGGCUCCGAGUUCUACGAGAAUGACUCCAACCUCGGGCAGGACCAGCUCUCCCAGGAUGGCAGCGGCUAUGAGAACCCUGAGGACGACGCCCUGGGUCCCGGGGAUGAAGACUCCUUCUCCAGCGCCGAGUCUUACGAGAAUGAGGAUGAAGAGCUGGCCCAGCCAGUCGCCAGGACAGCAGACUUCCUGAGCCCCCAUGGGUCUGCCUGGGAUCCCAGCAGGGAGGCAACCUCUCUUGUACCCACGGAUCAAGCCUUCCACCUUCCUCUGCCUCUCAGAUUCCCUCUGUAUGUCAGGCCGCACUUCCCUUCCCCAAGCCCCCAGCAUGGCGCUAGGCCUCCCUACUCUCCUGCCCACGCAGGGUCCCAGUCCUACGAGGAUAUGAGAGGGAUCCUGUAUGCAGCCCCCCAGCUCCGCUCCCUUCGGGCCCAGCCGGGUCCUAAUCAUGAGGAAGAUGCAGACUCUUAUGAGAACAUGGACAAUCCCAAUGGGCCAGAGCCAGCAUGGGGAGGAGGGGGCCGCAUGGGCACCUGGAGCACUAGGUGAUUCCUUCCAGCCUGGGCCUCCUUAGGCCCCCGAGAUCCACACUGGAUUCUGAAAUCUGGGACCCCAAGCAGACAGUGUCGACUUCUGGAGCAGCGUUGACUCGGAUGUGUAUAUCUGUGUGUGUGAGCGCACGUGUGUGUGUGUGUGUGUGUGUGUGUGUGUGUGUGUGUACCAAUGAAACUUUGGCUCCCUUUACUUACUCCAAAUAAAUUCAGUGACUUCUUCGAA
This is a messenger RNA of Prionailurus viverrinus (fishing cat), 2195 nucleotides long. It is a transcript of the gene CD19, whose product is annotated as CD19 molecule. Bases 150 to 1967 code for a protein of 605 amino acids. The transcript has 15 exons. Gene Ontology annotation, biological process: B cell receptor signaling pathway; regulation of B cell activation; B cell proliferation involved in immune response. Gene Ontology annotation, cellular component: external side of plasma membrane. NCBI's taxonomy places the organism in Eukaryota, Metazoa, Chordata, Mammalia, Carnivora, Felidae. The record is from RefSeq and is a predicted model, not a curated record.